Photinus pyralis (common eastern firefly) is the source of this 2789-nucleotide messenger RNA. Its product is annotated as relaxin receptor 2-like. Gene Ontology annotation, biological process: G protein-coupled receptor signaling pathway. Bases 341 to 2650 code for a protein of 769 amino acids. The transcript is spliced from 20 exons. The record is from RefSeq and is a predicted model, not a curated record. Lineage: Eukaryota; Metazoa; Arthropoda; Insecta; Coleoptera; Lampyridae. Gene Ontology annotation, molecular function: protein binding; G protein-coupled receptor activity. Gene Ontology annotation, cellular component: membrane.
UUUACAUGAGGAACGCACAUUUACACGCGCGCAAAUCGCUACGUUUCACCCAAAACCGCCAAAUUUUACUUUGAGCGCACAUGUCGCGUAUCCCACAAUCAUACGAUGGAAAACUCACACAAAGGAGGGCUGCGUAAUGUAAUUAAAUCUAAGACACUACAUGCACUAAUUGCGCGCCUUUGAUCGGCGACGUGUGCUUAAUUAGUUUGCAACAACUCGAAAAUCACAAUUUACCACUAACAAAAAAGUAAUCAACGGUUAAUUAUCAGAUAAUGAGAGUCGUGCGCCAGUUUCUUCUCCGUGGAGCGAUGUGAAUGUGGGCUAGUGUAAAACGUGGACAAUGACAGUCAAAAUUUCCAAAAUCUUUCCCGUUUUUCUUCUGGUUGCCGUUUUCAAAAACUUGCCACACGUGCACUCCGAAUGGCACAACAGUUCGUUUACCCUCUGCGAAGAAGGCUACUUCCGCUGUUACAAUAGCAGCGUCUGCAUACAGCAGAUCGAAAAUUGCGACGGAAAAUUCGAUUGCGAGGAUGGAAGCGACGAAUGGAAUUGCGCCGACGAGGAGGGAUCGAAGUAUUGGGAUCAUCUUUUCAGAAAGAACCCGAGCGCCGAGCACGAAGACUUAGACCAGAAAUGCGCGUUAAAUUAUAAUGGCUCCUGCAUAUGUCGCAGUAAAGUAAUACUAUGCCAGCACAUGAAUCUUAAGAGGCCCCCCAAUGACUUGCCACAUGCAGAAAUUGAUCUAUUGGACUUCUCCGGGAAUUUCUUCGGGGAGCUUAAUACGACCACCGUGAAUUCGAUUCCGGCAGAAACUAGCAGCUUAGUCCUCCGCCAGUGCGCCAUUACAGAGCUCCACCAAAAGACAUUUUAUAAGCUCUCCUAUCUCAAUUCGCUAUACUUGGACAAUAACGACCUAGUUAUAUUUCCCGCGAACAUCUUUCCAAAGAAAAACGAACUGACUGUUUUGGUGGUGCGUCGUAAUCGUCUCUCCUACGUCGAUGUAAACGCAUUUCAACAUCUAACAAAACUGAUUGAACUCGAUUUAAGUUACAAUCAACUAACGGAGAUUCAAAAGGAAAUGCUAGAGCCGUUAAUUAAACUUCAAAUCUUAUAUUUAAGCGCGAAUAGAAUAGCAAAAAUUGACGAGAACACUUUCCCUCCGAUGUCUUUGGCCACCCUUUCAUUGGCGGAAAACGAACUGGAAGCUCUACAGGCAGGGACAUUUCGUUCGGCGACCACACUAAAAAAUCUAUUCCUAUCGGAUAAUGGAAUCCAUUUUCUUUCUAAGGGAACCUUUCGCAAUUUGGAUAAUCUGGUAUCACUUAACUUGCAAGGGAAUGGCAUCAAGCACAUGGACGUGGAAGUCUUCGAAGAUGUGCACAACUUGACAUCACUAUACCUGGGCAAUAACGCCUUCAGGAAGCUACCAAAGAACCUGCUGCAUCCUCUCACCAAGCUUCAGUAUAUCUAUUUCGACCGUUUCGAAAUGUGUCUUGCCGCAACCCACGUGCGAGUCUGCGAACCGAAAGGUGACGGAAUCUCCAGCCAGGAGCAUCUCUUGGACAAUCCCAUUCUACGGACAAGUGUCUGGAUCAUGGGCGCGGUCGGUUGCUCGGGCAACAUAAUCGUACUGCUGGGUAGGCUAAUUGCGCCCGCUAAUAACGUGGUGCAUUCGCUGUACAUUCGAAAUUUGGCGUUGAGCGAUCUGCUAAUGGGUAUUUACUUGUUUGUAAUCGCAACUGCGGACUACUACUAUCGAGGGAUGUACUUGCAGUACGAGUCCGAUUGGAGGCAUAGUGCUCUGUGCAACCUUUGCGGAUUUCUAAGUACGUUAUCGUGCGAAUCGUCGGUUUUGAUCUUAUCGUUAGUAACAUGGGAUAGGUUUAUAUCGGUCACGCAACCUUUAGCCAGAAAGCAACCCUCGGCAAAGGCCGCGUUUUUAACGCUUACCUUUCUAUGGAUUAUUGCCAUCACAGUGGCGGCGGCCCCGUUAACCACAAUAGCCGAUCAGUACUUUGGUGACGAAUUCUAUGGCAGUAAUGGGGUGUGCUUAUCUCUGCACAUACACGACCCUUACGAUAAGGGAUGGGAAUACUCGGCAGCGAUGUUCGUAUUUGUAAAUACAAUUGCACUUAUCUUCAUUUGCUACGCUUAUUGUCGCAUGAUACAAGAGAUACGCGCUAGUAGCGUAGCAUGCCGAUCCACCAGGCAAAGCCAAGAUCGUGACAAAGUUGCUCAAAGAUUCGGAGUUAUCAUUCUUACUGACUGCCUGUGUUGGGUUCCAGUGAUUUGCGUCAAACUGGCAGCACUAUCAGGAUGUGCAAUAUCCGAAGCCUUGUAUGCUUGGUUGGCCAUACUCGUUCUGCCUAUUAAUUCAGCCCUCAACCCCGUACUAUACACGUUAACAACAACAGUAUUCAUCAAACAGAUACAGAAAAUCAUUAAUUCGCGAGUGUUUAAAAGAAAACGUUCCGAUCAACAGAACUCGGACACAGCUCACAGCUCGUCAUUUUUACCCAGAGGUAACGGAUCAAAGCGCUCAAUUUUUAGACGGGCUCUCAACAGGAUUACGCCCAGUUACAGAGUGACCCGCAUAAUGCCUUUUAGAGGUGCCCCUGCUGAAGAUCUUAAGUUGAUAUUUGGAGAAUAAUGAACGAGUUUGUACUGAGAGUAGUGACUAGUGACAAAUACACGACAUAACAUAACGGGUGAUCAAAAAUGAGUUGCCGUCGAGUCGCCUUUGGAAGUUCAAUUUCCUAUGUAAACAAAAAUUCCAAAGGUAACUCGAC